AUGGCCAUCAAGGAGCACGGACGUCAAUACGAUCUCGUUCUCCUCGGAGCCAGCGGCUAUACCGGUCGGUUGACCGCUGAACACAUCGCCACAAAUCUCCCUAGCCAUCUGAAAUGGGCUGUUGCGGGACGGUCAGAGUCCAAGCUCAACGCCGUGGUGGCAGAGUGCCAGAAGCUGAAUUCUGAUCGGCUGCCGCCCAGCGUUGAGAUUGCUCAUGUGGACGACGAGGCCCAGUUGAGGGCUCUGGUGCAGAAAGCCUUCGUGGUCAUCACCACCGUCGGUCCGUAUUGCCUCUACGGCGAACCCAUUUUCAAGCUGUGCGCGGAAACGGGCACGCACUAUCUUGACUGCACCGGCGAAGUUCCUUGGGUCGCCCGCAUGAUCAACAAGUACGAGGACACGGCGAGGAAAUCCGGCGCCAUCAUGAUCCCCCAGUCGGGGAUGGAGUCUGCUCCCGCGGACCUGGUGACAUGGUCCAUGGCGCAGCACCUGAGGAAGCACUUGAACGCACCGACAAAGGAUGCUAUUGUGACCAUCCACAAGUUGAGCUCCAAGCCGUCCGGAGGCACGCUUGCCACCCUUCUCGUGUUUUUUGAGCAUUUUCCUCUCAAGGAAAUCAUCGAAGCAACCAAGCCGUAUGCGUUCUCUCCGAUCCCCCAUACCUCGGGGGCUCGGCCGCGGAAAUCUCUACUCCAACGCAUGCUAGGAGUGACCUCGCUGCCCUACCUUGGACGGGUCACCACGUCCAUCGCGGGCACGACAGAUCAGGCUGUCGUCACGAGAACAUGGGGCCUCUUGCAUGAGGUGCCCAGCCGAAAGGACGAGUUUUACGGCCCCCAGUUCACGUGGGUGGAAUACUUCACGGCCCGCAACUGGCUGCACGGCGUUGCCGUGCAUUUUGCCCUGGCCGUCGGUGGCUUUCUCCUGGCGUUUGUCCCGCCCUUCAGGAGCCUGGUGAGAAGGUUUGUGUUCCAGCCAGGAGAGGGCACAGGCAGGGAAGGCAUGGCCAAGGAGGAGGUGGAGUAUCGCGGCACAGCGUCCCCCGAUGUUGACGACAACCCGACCGGGAAGCAGGCCUUUUGUCGUGCUUGGUACCACGGCAGCCUGUACGCGCUUACAGGGGUUUUCCUCGCCGAGGGAGCCUUGACCAUCUUGGAGGAGGACGUCCAAUUGGGAGGCGGCUCAUUCACACCCGCUUGUCUCGGCAAAGGCUAUCUCGAUCGGCUGGACGGUGCCGGUUUCAAGAUUGAUGUUCAGACAGUCGAGGGCUGA
This is a messenger RNA of Ustilaginoidea virens, 1272 nucleotides long. RefSeq lists its product as uncharacterized. Gene Ontology annotation, cellular component: plasma membrane; mitochondrion; lipid droplet. The transcript is spliced from 5 exons. Gene Ontology annotation, biological process: glycolipid biosynthetic process. The record is from RefSeq and is a predicted model, not a curated record. NCBI's taxonomy places the organism in Eukaryota, Fungi, Ascomycota, Sordariomycetes, Hypocreales, Clavicipitaceae. The coding region runs from base 1 to 1272 and encodes 423 amino acids.